AUGGAGCGCAACGACACUCCUCCCAAUGCGCAGCAGCGGAACCCCCAGCAGCAGCAGUUCCAGCAGCAAAAUGCACUCGGAUCUGCCAGCCAGGGCCCGACUGGCCCGACCGGAGGCCCGCCACAACUCCCUCCUCAGAUGUUCACAACCGCCGCUCAACUGCUGGAUUUGACAGAUAAGAAACUAGUUCUAGUACUGCGCGACGGAAGGAAACUAGUCGGAGUGCUCCGAAGCUGGGACCAAUUCGCAAACCUUGUGCUUCAAGAUACCGUUGAGCGCAUCUACGCAGGAAAGGUCUACGCCGAUGUUCCCCGCGGCAUCUUCCUGGUGCGCGGUGAGAACGUGCUAUUGCUGGGCGAAGUGGACCUUGACCGUGAAGACGAAAUCCCCACCACUGUGACCAAGGCACCGUUCGAAGAAGUUUUCGAGCUUAAGAAACAAGAAGAUAGCAAGCGCAAGUCCGGCGACAAGAAGCGACACACCGAGCUUUCAGCUCUUGGAUUCGAGCCCGAGCACAGCGGCGAGAUUCUUUUCUAA
Molecule: messenger RNA, 537 nt
Organism: Penicillium waksmanii
Lineage: Eukaryota; Fungi; Ascomycota; Eurotiomycetes; Eurotiales; Aspergillaceae
Product: U6 snRNA-associated Sm-like protein LSm1
Exons: 4
Coding region: 1-537 (178 amino acids)
Biological process (GO): deadenylation-dependent decapping of nuclear-transcribed mRNA
Cellular component (GO): P-body; Lsm1-7-Pat1 complex
Molecular function (GO): RNA cap binding
Source: RefSeq, a predicted model, not a curated record